Messenger RNA from Ceratotherium simum simum (southern white rhinoceros), 874 nucleotides. It is a transcript of the gene ARL8A, whose product is annotated as ARF like GTPase 8A. Lineage: Eukaryota; Metazoa; Chordata; Mammalia; Perissodactyla; Rhinocerotidae. Gene Ontology annotation, molecular function: GTPase activity; GTP binding. Gene Ontology annotation, cellular component: lysosomal membrane. The record is from RefSeq and is a predicted model, not a curated record. Gene Ontology annotation, biological process: anterograde axonal transport; protein transport.
GGCGCGGAGGCCACACCCAUCGGCGAGCCGCUCCGGGCGCGAGUCGUCGGCGCCGCGCUGAGCUCCGCCCGCACCGAGCAGCGGGACCCGGGCCGCACCGGGAGGGGCGCCGCGACCAUGAUCGCUUUGUUCAACAAGCUGCUGGACUGGUUCAAGGCCCUGUUCUGGAAGGAGGAGAUGGAGCUCACGCUGGUCGGGCUGCAGUACUCGGGCAAGACCACCUUCGUGAACGUGAUCGCGUCAGGACAGUUCAACGAGGACAUGAUCCCCACUGUGGGUUUCAACAUGCGCAAGAUCACCAAAGGGAAUGUGACCAUCAAGCUCUGGGACAUUGGGGGCCAGCCCCGAUUCCGCAGCAUGUGGGAGCGCUACUGCCGAGGAGUGAGCGCCAUCGUGUACAUGGUGGACGCCGCUGACCAGGAGAAGAUCGAGGCCUCCAAGAAUGAGCUCCACAACCUGCUGGACAAACCCCAGCUGCAGGGCAUCCCGGUCUUAGUCCUGGGUAACAAGCGGGACCUCCCGGGAGCAUUGGACGAGAAGGAGCUGAUUGAGAAAAUGAAUCUGUCUGCCAUCCAGGACCGGGAGAUCUGCUGCUACUCCAUCUCCUGCAAAGAGAAGGACAACAUUGACAUCACCCUACAGUGGCUUAUUCAACACUCCAAGUCGCGGAGAAGCUGAGGCCGCGGCCCUCUCCCUGGGACCAGGACCACAUCCUCCAGACCUGACGCCGAGCUCCCCGCCCACCCCGCCACCCCCCGAGCCCUCCCCUCCUCACUGGGUGUGGGGCGGGGCCUCUGGGGAUCCCAGAGUCCUGUUCUGCUGAGGUUGCAACUCCUGAUUUUAUUGUAAAGUAAACCGAUCCCAUUCUGCUCCC